This is a messenger RNA of Aphanomyces astaci, 888 nucleotides long. RefSeq lists its product as hypothetical. NCBI's taxonomy places the organism in Eukaryota, Oomycota, Saprolegniomycetes, Saprolegniales, Verrucalvaceae. The record is from RefSeq and is a predicted model, not a curated record. The transcript has a single exon. The coding region runs from base 235 to 765 and encodes 176 amino acids.
CCAACACCAAAUCAGCAACUGCCGUUACACUGUCGUAUCCGCGCUGUAAUUUUGCUGUUCAAACCAAUUGAGGGCGUUCAUGGUACCCAGCAAAGCUUGCGACAGAGGGAGCCUUUCUCCGACAUUUAGUACUAUGAGUACCGUAGCUCGUUUGGCCCCUCAGUAUUGAUUGGCGUCAGGCUCGACAGGGAUUGAAAAUAGACUCCAUCCGCCACCGACGUCAACCUAGGCAACAUGACGCCAGCAUCAUCCAUAUUUCUACCCGAUCGGGGGCUUCCUUUCAAGGGUAUACUUCGUCGAAGCGAGGACGACUUGAGCAUACCACAGGUGCAACGGCAGGACAACGUGGCGAAGCACGGGUCGAGCGAGCCACGACGUCUGGCUCACGUCAAAUGUCGAGCCAAACUGCACCGUGAUUCUCCCGUCUUCGUCCGCCACCGCCAGCCACGUAUAGCCGUUCACGUCCAUGAAGUCGUUCCAGCAAAACAAGAGUUGACCCGGCGUACACUCGACCACACUAAACACAACGAGCUUGUCGCCAACGUCGAAGUCCGAGUGAUCAAUCGAUGCGUCCGAGACACAUCCAAAGCCAACCAGAUGAAGGAAGGCUCGCUCCGCUUGGAACACGGGGGACGUAAAGAAUGCACGCGCGACUGUCUUGACAGCAAUCGAUGGCGCGUCCAACGUGGUUUCAAACACGUCCACGUGCUGCGUGUCGACAAACCGAUGCAGCAAGGUGGUGGGACGCAAGGCCGACGGUCGUGACGCAUGGAUGUCUCUUGUGGCCACCCCAAACGUUGUCACAACAGAAGCGGCAGCCGUCCCGAGGGUCACUACUGGUGUAACCAUUCUUCGCCAUGCUGUCAUGAUUGCUUUGGUCGGAUUCUU